Pyrus x bretschneideri (Chinese white pear) is the source of this 1005-nucleotide messenger RNA. RefSeq names its product two-component response regulator ARR11-like. The record is from RefSeq and is a predicted model, not a curated record. The transcript has 5 exons. Gene Ontology annotation, molecular function: DNA binding. The coding region runs from base 1 to 1005 and encodes 334 amino acids. Lineage: Eukaryota; Viridiplantae; Streptophyta; Magnoliopsida; Rosales; Rosaceae. Gene Ontology annotation, biological process: cytokinin-activated signaling pathway; phosphorelay signal transduction system.
AUGGAUGCUACAGAUAGUGCUGAGUUUAGGCAAUCUUCUUCCAAUUCCAAACCCUCUUUCGCAGAUACGAUCAACAUCUUGGUUGUAGACGACGAUGCCACCACUCUAACUAUUGUUUCAGCAAUGCUCAAAACAUGGAACUAUAAAGAUGCUUUGGCUACCCUUCGAGAGCAGAAAGGCGCAUUUGAUCUUGUUGUUACCGACCUCCAUAUGCCUGAGAUGGAUGGAUUUGAAUUGCAAAAGCAUGUUCGUGACGAGUUUAAACUACCUGUUAUUAUGAUGUCCGCAGAUGACAACGAGAGUGUGAUACUAAAGAGUUUAGAGGGUGGAGUUGCUUACUAUAUAGUAAAGCCUGUGAGCAAAGAUGACAUUAAAAAUGUGUGGCAGUAUGCUGUGGCAGCUAAGAAAGGUAAAUCUGUUGUCAUAGGGGAAAUAGAAGGUGCUCCAAGAGAAGCACCUGGUGAGGUCGACGAUGGAAGGGCAGUGCCAAAGAAUAUUCUCGACUUCAUGAAUGUGCCUGGCUUAACCAGGGCAAAUGUAGCUAGUCAUUUGCAGAAGUAUCGCAUCUUUUUGAAACGAGUUGCUGAGAAAGCUAGACUUUCCAAGUGCUUGUCUGAUAGGGUGUUCAGGUCAAGCUUUGCAGUUGGCCAUCCAGGACUGGCCUUCAACAGUACGGAAGCAGGAGACCAAUAUUCGCAGUACCUGAAAUUACAACAACAAAUGGGAGCAUCUCCAAUCAAUGCCUCUGUAUUUCAACCAUCCUCAGUUGGGAUUGAUGGAAAUACCAUUAAUCUCCUUGGCUUGAUCCAAUGCCCUAAUUAUCAGCAAUCUUCAAGAAGCAGCAACACUAUGAGAUCCGUGACUCAACUAAUCGGUUCGGGGCAGUCUCGUCUGCUGAACCCUAUUACUCAAGCUAAUCUUCUCCGCCACCAACCAUGGGUUGGAAAUGUGAAUCAUCAGCUGCUUUCUCAAGAAAGUCGCCACCCAGGGGAUUUUGGAAAGUAA